This is a messenger RNA of Rhopilema esculentum, 1542 nucleotides long. The record is from RefSeq and is a predicted model, not a curated record. NCBI's taxonomy places the organism in Eukaryota, Metazoa, Cnidaria, Scyphozoa, Rhizostomeae, Rhizostomatidae.
GCAGUAGAGCAUACACAAAAAGGAACAAUGACACCAACCUUAAUAUUAGAGAGUGAUUCAGUUAGAAACCAUGGUAAGUUAUUUCUUGGAGGAUUUAAAGCUGCAAUAAAUACUGAGUUUCUUAAGAAAGAGAACAUAACACAUGUGCUCAAUGUUGCUGGCAAAGGACUUGGGAUCAUGUUUGGGCCUAAAUAUAGGGAAAUUUCAAGAGAAAUGAAAAAGAAUCUAAAUAUAACUGGUCUUGAUUUGGAUUGGGAAGAUUCUAUGAAGUAUCAUAUCACAGAAGAUGAUUUUAAACAAGCUAUUUGUUUCAUUCACGAGGGGAUGAAAAGUGGAUCAGUGUUGGUACAUUGUGCCCAGGGCAAAUCUCGAUCUGGAGCUGCCGUUUCUUCGUACUUGAUGGCUACAAGGAAAAUGACAACAAUUGAGUCGAUAGAGUUUAUCCAGCAAAAAAGGAAAAUGGUGGAUCCGAACCCAAAUUUUCGGAUCCUUCUUAUUAAAUUUGAAAAAAGUGAAACUCUUCGGGCUUUGCGGGAAGAUUUCAGUAUGCAGUGAUUUAAUCUGAAUAUUUGUCAUAUUUAUGUAUCUACUCACGCUUAUAUUCAAAUAAAAAAUCUUAUAUUCUACAAGUUUUAGCUCAUAUAUUUUAUAUUGAUUAUGCAACGUAGUUUUAGUUCUUUUUGAGCAAAUUAAAGGAAAUUUUUGGUAUACAUUUAAGUAGCCGAGAUUUUUUAGAAUUAACAUAGCCAUUUCCAAUUCCAGUCUCUUGGAUUAAUUGUCAAGUUAAAAGUUCAUUCGGUAAACCGAUUCAAGACUUUAGUUCAUCAUUUUCUGUAGAUAUUUUUAUUGAUGUAAAAGAAAUUUUUUACUGUUUCGUGCUCAGAAAUGAAAAUCUUUAUUAGCUUUUUCUGAAAAGAAAGUCACACAAUUUGGCCCCUAAGGAUUAAGAUACCAUCUUUACGCUUUACCCUCCUAGUUUUUCUCUAAGUGUUCCAUUAGAGAGCAAUUACAGUCUGCAAAAACAACGAAGUGACAUGAUAACCUUAGUAUAGUACGUAGCCUGGAAGCUAUCGUUGACCAUAUCUAGCCGCUGUGCCCAAAAGCGGUAUCCAGUUUCAAUCUGCUGAAAAAGUCGGUGAGAGAUAUCCUCUAUUUGCCGAUGAAAUACCCCCAGGUAGCAAAAACAUUUUAAGGGAGGUGUCAUGCUCCCCAAGCUCCCCAUAGAUAAUUACCAACAGCUGCUAACUGAAGGGCAGUGGAACAAGUUUCUCUAGAAACACGAUCUUUUAAAGGAAAGAAGUUUUCAAAGCAUUUGGCUGACUGAAGAACACCGUCAAACAUCAAUAUGCGUUUUCUCGGGCACUGGAGAGCCUACCCUGGGUAUGUAGAGCCCUGAUUGGGGUUAACAGAAAACUAAUGAAAUUAAUUGCCGAUUAAAGGUUUGAUAUAAUCAAGCCACUUUUGAUCGAUUUUUUGAAAGUAUUGUUUAUAACGAUAAUGCAGAUAAAAUUAAUAUGCACUGAAAUCAAUUGGCAAACAAGA